This is a messenger RNA of Nicotiana tabacum (common tobacco), 1439 nucleotides long. RefSeq names its product multiple organellar RNA editing factor 8, chloroplastic/mitochondrial. The record is from RefSeq and is a predicted model, not a curated record. Gene Ontology annotation, cellular component: mitochondrion. NCBI's taxonomy places the organism in Eukaryota, Viridiplantae, Streptophyta, Magnoliopsida, Solanales, Solanaceae. Gene Ontology annotation, biological process: cytidine to uridine editing; mitochondrial mRNA modification.
ACCCUCCCAGACUCAUCAGUCCUUCUUCAUCUUAACAGAGCUAGGGUUUAGUAUCAAAAAAUGGCGACUCGCUAUCUGACUCGUUCUCUACUCACUGCCUUCACUCGCUCAUACACCUCUCUUGCACCAUCGAGCACAUUAUCUUCUUCCUCUCUCCUCCGACUGCGACCUCUUAUUGCCGUCGCCGCCAAUCUAAAAAACGCCUCUCCGCCGCCGACGCCUUUUGCUGUUCGAGGGUUCGCCACUCGACAGACGUCAUCGUCGCUCAAUGACCCGAAUCCUAACUGGUCGAAUCGACCCCCGAAGGAGACGAUUUUGCUCGACGGUUGUGACUUCGAACACUGGCUUGUUGUGAUGGAGAAGCCCGAAGGUGAUCCCACUAGGGAUGAGAUUAUUGAUAGUUACAUCAAAACUCUUGCUAAUAUUGUUGGAAGCGAGGAAGAAGCAAGGAUGAAGAUAUAUUCUGUCUCAACCAGGCAUUACUAUGCUUUUGGUGCUCUUGUAUCAGAAGAACUUUCGUACAAACUAAAAGAGCUGCCCAGGGUUCGUUGGGUGCUUCCUGAUUCCUAUCUGGAUGUUAGAAACAAAGAUUAUGGAGGGGAACCUUUUAUCAAUGGGCAGGCUGUACCUUAUGACCCUAAGUACCAUGAGGAGUGGGUGAGAAACAAUGCUCGUGCUAAUGAGAGAAACAGGCGAAAUGACCGACCUCGUAAUUUUGAUAGAUCCAGAAACUUUGAGAGAAGAAGAGACAUGCAGACUAACCAAAACAGUCAGAACCCUGGAUCCAACAUGCCACCCGGGGGCCCUCCCAACAUGAGGAAUCCACCGCCUCCCAACAUGGGCGGGAUGCAGCAACCUAACAUGGGAGGUCCACCCAACAUGGGCGGGAUGCAACAGCAGGGCAUGGGCGGUCCACCCAACAUGGGCGGGAUGCAACAGCAGGGCAUGGGAGGUCCUCCCAACCCGGGCGGGAUGCACCAGCAGGGCAUGGGAAGGCCACCCCAUGUGGGUGGGAUGCAGCAGCCAAACAUGCCUCCACCAAACAUGGGUGGAGGGCCUACCCAUAACUAUGGAGGAGUGCCAAACAAUGCACCCAACUUCCAAUACAACAGUGGAUCAAACAGUGGAGGCACACCUUACCCAACAGGUCCAGGGCCAAACCAGAGCUACUCUCCUAAUCCAUCUGAUGGAAACCCUUAUCAGAAUCAAAACUUGCCUGGAAGAGAUAUGCCCCCUCCUAAUUACCGAUAAGCAGAUGUAGAUAUUAAGUAUGAAGUUCUUAAUGCUAGGUUUUUUUAUUUUAUUUUGGGAAGUAAUGUACCAUCUUAUGUUUCGGUAGCACGAUUUCAUCAUAAUGGUACAUAUUGAGUGCUGUACCAAAAAUAAUUCAUGUUUUAUUUAAGUGCUGUCACCUUAUUAGAAUUGCUCUAUUUGCUUUA